Molecule: messenger RNA, 972 nt
Organism: Orbicella faveolata
Lineage: Eukaryota; Metazoa; Cnidaria; Anthozoa; Scleractinia; Merulinidae
Product: allatostatin-A receptor-like
Biological process (GO): G protein-coupled receptor signaling pathway
Cellular component (GO): membrane
Molecular function (GO): G protein-coupled receptor activity
Source: RefSeq, a predicted model, not a curated record
AUGUCUGUCGAAGCUGCCGUAACAACGGUACACUGUAUACUCAUCAUUACAAAUAUUAUUGGAAACACUCUUGUUUGUGUCAUCAUAAUGAAAAAUAGAGAAGUGAGGAUUUCCAUGAAUUAUCUCCUGGUGAAUCUAACUGUGGCAGACAUAACUUUCGGGAUAUUUCUUACACCAAGGUUUAUUCUAAACCGUACUUUCACUCACCCAGAAGGGGCGGCUGGUAAAGCUUUAUGCAGAUUGCUGACAGGUGGAACACUAGGCUGGUUUGGAGGAGUUUCGUCGGCGUUUACCCUGGUAGUUAUUGCUGUUGAACGCUUCUACGCUGUAAUGUAUCCUCUUGGUAACAAAGGAAAUCUUACCAAGCGUAAACUCAAGGUGAUCAUACCUGGUUCUUGGAUCCUUUCACUUGUCUUCACCUUACCCUUAUUCCUGAUUACGAUUUAUGACAAGAAUAUCGAAAGCUGUGUGGAGAAUUUUCGUCGUAAGUGGAUGGCCAAGGCUUAUAGCUUGACUUGGCUUUUAGCCACAACUGCUCUUCCUUUGGUACUGAUGGUUGGCUUGUACUCAACGGUUGUGUACGCUUUGUGGUGCAAAAAUGAUGAAGACGAUGAAAUUACCCACCAACAAAAGGGUGUUAUGAAGGUGCGGAAGAGAGUCACUCUGAUGGUCAUAACUGUCAGCUCAAUCUUUGGAAUCUCUUGGGGCACAAGUUCAAUUACCUACGUCUUAAAACAUUUCACCACCCGAAACACUGGACACGUCGCCAUUUCCACCACAAUGGCUCUGCUCAAUUCAGCCGUAAAUCCGUUUCUUUAUGCUCUGUUUAACCAACCAUUCCGUGGUAAAGUCAAGAGAAUGUUGUGCAGUACCUUUCGUUCUGCAAACAGGAUUCAAGUUGCAAGGGAAACUGAGAGUAUUGAGGUCCCUAACAGAAUUAAUCAUACAGCCAUGCAACCUAACGAGGCCUGA